UGAGAUAAUUAUUAAUAUCUUAAAAGAAACCCCAUUCCCAAAUAUUUUCAAACUUUUGAGUUCCCUGCUCACUCACCGUCGCGCUCUGUUGCCUCCGUCUCUUCAAUGUCCGCUUCUCUGCAAUCCGUCGGUGUUCAAGCUCCCUCUGCCGUGCUGGAUAUGAAUCUGAUUCAGGACGAAAUGAAGAACGACGCAUCCGCCGACUCUCCAACUUCGGUUCUCGGAGACGAGGAUAAUUGCCAGAACAACGGGGAAGCUAAAUCUGAGGAAGAUUCUCUUCUAGAGGGAGGGAUUGGGGAUUCCUCUCUCAUAUCAAAGACAAUGAAGGAGGAGGAAGAAAAGUUGUUGAACUGCAGAGUGAAAGAAGAAGAAGCAAAAUCAGAAGAGCAGGCGGCACCCCACUUGAAUGAUUCUCAGUUUACCAAGCUGGACGAGCUUCUUACUCAGACACAGAUGUACACGGAGUUCUUACUAGAGAAGAUGGAUGCAAUCACACAUAAUGGAGGGGAGCAAGAGGACGAAGCUGCUGAGAAAAAGAAAGGCCGUGGUGCGAAAAGAAAAGCUGCCGGAGGAUGUAAUACGAGAAAAGCCAAGAGAGCCAUUGCAGCAAUGAUUACGAGAUCAAAAGAUGUCGGAAGUACUGAAGAUGCCAAUUUGAGCGAAGAAGACAAGGUUGAGAAAGAACAGAAGGAGCUGGUGCCAUUGUUGACUGGUGGCAAGCUGAAGUCUUAUCAACUCAAAGGUGUCAAGUGGCUGAUCUCUUUAUGGCAAAAUGGGCUGAACGGAAUCCUUGCCGAUCAAAUGGGCCUUGGGAAAACUAUUCAAACAAUUGGUUUUCUUGCACACCUUAAGGGGGAGGGUUUAAAUGGUCCCUAUUUGAUAAUAGCUCCUCUUUCUACUCUGGCAAACUGGGUGAAUGAAAUUUCAAGGUUUACUCCAACUUUGAAUGCAAUAAUUUACCACGGUGACAAGAAACAGAGGGAUGACAUAAGGAGUAAACACAUGCCUAGAUCAAUUGGCCCAAAAUUUCCAAUUAUUAUUACUUCAUAUGAAGUUGCACUAUCUGAUGCGAAAAAGUUCUUGAGACAUUACUCUUGGAAGUAUGUUGUGGUUGAUGAGGGUCACCGACUGAAAAAUUCCAAGUGUAAACUGGUGCAACAUCUAAAGUUUAUUCCCAUGGAGAACAAACUUUUGUUAACUGGAACGCCUCUGCAGAACAAUCUUGCAGAGCUUUGGUCCUUGCUGAACUUUAUAUUACCUGAUAUUUUUCAGUCUCAUGAAGAAUUUGAGUCAUGGUUUGAUCUGUCAGGAAAGUGCAACAAUGAAGACAUGAGGGAGGAGGUAGAAGAGAAGAGAAGAUCUCAGGUUGUGGCUAAACUUCAUUCCAUCCUCCGACCAUUUCUCCUCAGAAGGCUGAAGGCUGAUGUGGAGCAGCUUCUCCCCAGGAAGAAGGAAAUUAUACUAUAUGCAACCAUGACUGAGCACCAGAAGAACUUCCAGGAUCACUUAAUUAAUAAGACUCUUGAAAAUCAUUUGCGAGAUAAGGCUCUUAUAGCAGGGCGUGGCAUGAAAGGGAAGUUAAACAAUUUGGUCAUUCAGCUCCGGAAGAACUGCAAUCACCCAGAUCUCUUGGAGUCAGUCUUUGACGGCUCAUAUGAGUACCCGCCUGUUGAGCAGAUUGUUGAGCAAUGCGGCAAGUUCAAGUUACUGGAAAGGUUGCUGAAUCGGUUGUUUGAACUCAAGCAUAAAGUUCUGAUAUUUAGCCAGUGGACUAAGAUCUUGGAUAUCAUGGACUACUAUUUCAGUGAAAAAGGAUUUGCGGUGUGUAGAAUUGAUGGUAGUGUCAAGUUGGAAGAUAGACGAAGACAGAUUGACGAAUUCAAUGACAUUAACAGCAGUUGUAGAGUGUUUCUUCUCAGCACCCGAGCUGGUGGGUUGGGUAUCAACCUCACUUCAGCUGAUACUUGCAUACUCUAUGAUAGCGAUUGGAAUCCACAAAUGGAUUUGCAGGCAAUGGACAGGUGUCACAGAAUUGGUCAGACAAAACCUGUCCACGUUUACAGGCUUGCAACGGCUCAAUCGGUUGAGGGCCGAAUUCUGAAAAGGGCAUUUAGUAAGCUGAAGUUGGAGCAUGUUGUGAUUGGCAAGGGUCAAUUCCAUCAGGAACGAACCAAGGGCAACACCUUGGCCAACUUGGAGGAAGAGGAUAUACUAGCACUGCUUCGGAACGAGGAAACAGCUGAAGACAAGUUGAUACAAACAGACAUCAGCGAUGAAGACUUGGAAAUAGUGAUGGAUAGAAGCGACCUUAUUAACAUACCCACCUCUGACAAAAGCAACGAAGGAAAUGGUGCCGCUUCAGCUGGUGCUGCUGCUGGAUUUCCUGUGAAGGGCCCUGGUUGGGAGGUUGUUAUUCCCACAAUGACUGGAGGUGUGCUCUCCACCCUCAACAGCUAAAAACUUGGUGGUGGCAAAUUUUGGGGUAGUAGAAGUGGAGGAAUGCUGCUUGUUGAACUAGCCUCCCGGAACAGAGAGGUUUGUGCUUUUUUACUAGACUAGAGUUGGCGCCCCCUUCCAUUUUGGGGAAUGAUUCGAUGGUGGACAGGAAGGAGGAGGGUUAGAAGGUUGAUUUGUUUUGUUGGUAUCGUAGGAGGAGCUAAUGUAAAGCUUCGCUGAACUUAAUUUCGGAAAAGGAUUUGCUAUUGGCUGACUCUGGUAGGGUGGCUGUAUAGGUGUAAUGGAUAUAUAUUGUUGGUGGAAAUUGUGACUAUAUAUUUCGAAUGGGUUAAUUGCAUGGUUG
This is a messenger RNA of Linum tenue, 2800 nucleotides long. Lineage: Eukaryota; Viridiplantae; Streptophyta; Magnoliopsida; Malpighiales; Linaceae. The record is from the annotation of a GenBank genome assembly.